Molecule: messenger RNA, 2064 nt
Organism: Baudoinia panamericana UAMH 10762
Lineage: Eukaryota; Fungi; Ascomycota; Dothideomycetes; Mycosphaerellales; Teratosphaeriaceae
Exons: 5
Coding region: 1-2064 (687 amino acids)
Source: RefSeq, a predicted model, not a curated record
AUGGCGCUUCUCUGUCUCUUUUUCUUUGGCGCUCAAUCGCUGGCGCAGCUAACACAGCAGAAUACGACAUCAACGAGUGGUUCGACGUUCACAUUUUACCCGAAUACGACCACUUCAGGUCUCGGCUUGACAAGCGGUGCGACUCCGAACAUAUUCGCAGCGGACUCGCAGAUCUCCACAAGCAGUGCGAUCACGGACACGUCCCCAAGGGAGUCACUGCUCUCUGCGAGCUCCUCAGUCAUCUCUAUAUCGUCUUCAUCGUCCGGCAGUGCGGCGUCGUCAGCUAGCACGAGCCUGUUAAGCGCAUCGACAGCGCAAGGAGCAAGCGCAAAUUCCUUAGCGACAGCCAGCACCACCACCGCUGUUGGAGACUACAUCCUCCUUGGCCUUGGGAUCAGCACUUCAAACAACUCUGCCCCAUCAACGUCAUCAAACUCGACUGCAACAACUUUAGAUGCAACGCUUCUGACGUCCAGCACGUCUACUGUUACUUCGCGAGGAGGCUUCUUAUUCGUACCCAACAACUCCACCGCAUUCGCCAGUGCCACCCUUCUUGUCAAUGAAGUAGCUCAGACUAAUCCCACAACAUUCACCAAGAACGCAACCACAAACAGGACGGACGAUGCCGUCGCGGCGACGUAUGCAUUCCUGCCGAGUGGUGACGCAGGAUUGAAUGGCUCGGCCACCGGUAUCAGCUACGUAAAUGCUUCGACGGCGAUCACCCAAUUUGCCAAUACGGGCAUAAGCACCAGCUUGCCGACAGCUUGUGUUAAUGGUACACAAUGGAUGGAUUCACAGGGCUUUGUCUAUAACAUGGUCUGCGGCAUGACGUCGAAUGGGACAAUCUUGCAAGUCAGUACGAUGACGGAUGCCAACUACACAGCUUGCGCGCUUCUGUGCGACCUCGACGAGCGCUGCUUCUAUUUCGAGGUCUACCCUCUGGCAAACGGCACGUACGCAUGUACCUCGCGAGACUCGAUCGAUAUCCUCUCGAACACGAUGACGCCCGGAUACGUCUCAGGAAUAUUCACCGGAGAGCAAGCUAUUACCCUUGGUGGCGGGUUGGCGAGCGAUUGCACGAACCCGCUAACAACGGUUCAUAUGUUUGCUGGCUCGCGACUCGCGAGCGAAAUUGGCAGCUUUUACGCCAGUCCAGGCUCCACGCUCGCGACUCUGGACUUCCGUCCCCAGGGCGCACAAAGCUACAACAGGAUCCUUACGAGCGAGAUCGAGAUGACAGUCACGGUUGACGCGUUUCCAAGCUGCAUAACGACAUGGGCGUCAUGGGCGUCAGCGAGUGCUGCGUGGCUAGCUAGCCCAGGCUACGCCUCCUAUGACACGAAGGUGUUUGACAGAGCUUGGGUCUCUGUUACCCCCAAUUUUAACGCUACCCCCUACACCACGCUCUGCGAUGGCUGGCCAAGAGUCUCGGGCACUGAUGGCUUUCUCACGACUACGGAACAUAGAUACGAGACAAUCACUCUAUCCACAAGCACGAUCACACCGUUUCCAGAGAGUCCGCCGCCGUGUAGCUUGAACGCAGCACAAUGUUCAGAAGUCUGGUCCUCGCAUUGGCUUUGCUCGCGUCAAUAUGCUAAACCGCCUGAUUGCGACACAUUUGCAAUGUCGCCGCCUUGUCCACAGCCUUCAAACCUGGCAAGGGCUAACCUGUGUGCCAACAAUAUAGAUUAUCCCUGUACUUGGAACGGUGCAGUCCUACAACUGUAUUACUGGCCUGUUGUAACAAGUGGAGGCAAUAUCUGUGACCAAGCAAAUACACCUGGACGAACCGUUACCGGCAACACACCCAGGAGUGCCAUUGUGGGAAACAUGACCGUGACGAGUCCGGAUGUGGCGUUCUCAAUCUCAAUACUGUCGGCAUACGAUAACUGCGGCAAUGUUGGCGAGCCGAUGACGGACUACGUACUCACCUUGCCACCCACCGAUGUCAGCAGCCAGUUGAUACCAUGGUUUGGUGUGCAGGCAUUGGCUGGAAACGCGACCUCGUUCAACUUCGCGGAUUUGGCUCCGAACCCUUACCAGCUGCCAGGUGGUUCUCAUUGA